Anas platyrhynchos (mallard) is the source of this 2070-nucleotide messenger RNA. It is a transcript of the gene PHETA1, whose product is annotated as PH domain containing endocytic trafficking adaptor 1. Gene Ontology annotation, cellular component: trans-Golgi network; early endosome; recycling endosome. Gene Ontology annotation, biological process: retrograde transport, endosome to Golgi; receptor recycling; endosome organization. The record is from RefSeq and is a predicted model, not a curated record. Lineage: Eukaryota; Metazoa; Chordata; Aves; Anseriformes; Anatidae.
GGGGGGGGACCGGAGCGGGAGGAGCCGGGACGGGGCUGGAGGCGGGGGCGGCGCCGAACCGAACCGGAGCGGGAACCGGAGCGGGAACCGGAGCGGGAACCGGAGCGGGAACCGGAGCGGGAACCGGAGCGGGAACCGGAGCGGGAACCGGAGCGGGAACCGGAGCGCCCGGGGCUGGGGAAGCCGUGGUGGGGCUCGGCCGGGGCCGUCCCGGUGCCGGUGCCGCCCAGGAGGGGAGCGCCCCCGCCGUCUCCAAAGGGAGGAGCGCCACGACACAAGGCAAACACGGCGAUAAGGUCACCUGCACCAGGGGACGUGGGACAGCGGGGCCAGCCCUGCCCGGGGCUCCUCCAUGGGAAAACGCUCAGGGCGCGGAGCCAUGAAGCUGAACGAGCGGAGCCUGGCGUUUUACGCCACCUGCGACUCGCCCGCCGACAACGCCGGCUUCCUCUACAAGCGGGGCGAGCGGCACACAGCCUACCACCGGCGCUGGUUCGUGCUGAAGGGCAACAUGCUCUUCUACUUCGAGGAGCGCGAGAGCCGCGAGCCGGUGGGCGUCAUCGUGCUGGAGGGCUGCACGGUGGAGCUCUGCGACUCGGCCGAGGAGUUCGCCUUCGCCAUCCGCUUCGGCGGCACCAAAUCCCGCACCUACGUGCUGGCGGCCGAGAGCCAGGCUGCCAUGGAGUCGUGGGUGAAGUCGCUGUCGCGGGCCAGCUUCGAUUACAUGCGCCUGGUGGUGCGGGAGCUGGAGAAGCAGCUGGAGGAGAUGCGCUGGGGACUGGCCGCUGGGCGCCCGUGCUGCCGGCACGCUCCUGCCUGCCUGGAAGCCCAGCCCUCGGGGACGGAGCAAUCCCCGGAGAGGCUUCCAGCUCUGCCCGCCGUGCCGAAGGAGAACGGCUGCGCGGUGUGGAACAACACUCCAGGCACCGACCGGCUGCCCGAUGCCACCAGCUGUGAGGGCAGCGAUGAUGACACCAACCCGCGGCCACCGCCGUUGCCACCGCGCAGGCGGGCGUCCAGCGGCGAGCCGGGCAGCGCCGGGGCUGCCACAACCGAGAGCUGCUCGAAUUUCUGCCGGCUCCACGAGCGGUACGGCCGCGAGGUGGCCCGGCUGCGGCAGGACUGGCUGGAGAGGCAGCGCGACCACCAGCCCUGAGACGUGGUCAGGCCCUGGUGACCCUCCCUGUACCCUCGGUGCCACCUGGGGUGCGCAGCCCCUGUGGAUUUCAUUUGGAAACUGGGUUUGCUCGGAGCUCCCGGUGCUCCAGCAGGGGGUUAUGCACCCGUGAGGAUUUUGGGGAGGGUUCGGAUGGGUGUUUCGCUGCUGGGGGGGGCUGUGCCGCCUUCCCUGAUCUCAGAGGAGCUCCCUUGCAUCCCUAUGCUCUGGCAGGAUGUGGUUUGAAGAACGAAAACAUGGGCGCACGCAGGCCUUCCCCAGUGACACCACAGCUCGCAGCGGCCACCACGCAGCCGGUGCCACCGGGGGACUCGUGCGCUGCCGGCAGCCCCGCAGGAACCGGGCUCCUGCUGCUCAGCUUCACCGUGCUCCCGGCCACGUCCCUCAGGGCUUCGGGACGGAUAUUUCAGGGCAGGGCAUCAUCCGUGGGCUGGCUGACAAAGGGGAAGCAUCACGGCACCGAACAGGAACGUAUGUGUCAGCGGUGGAGGGUGCCGAGUGAUUCAUGUGCCAAAGCAGAGCGCGGCCACCGCUGGCGGUUUGGGGGUCUCCUGCAGACGUUUCUCUGCUGUUCCCCCUGUGGUUUGCACCAGCACCCACACCACGGGCACAGGGGCAGGGUGGCACCCCGGUGUGAUGUGCAUGUUUCUGUUAAUUCAUGGGCACGGCCCUUUCCUGUGCUUCGGGCACAAGGGACGGUGCUGCAGCCGGGCGUUGCACCAGCUCCUCCUGUGCUGCCUCUGCUGAAUCCCCUCCUCUCCAGGUUUUCCGGGGGAAGAAGCACCGGCAGCACCUGGGGUUUGGCUGGGUGGCUCCGUCUCGCUCUCCCUCUGCCUUCCCAGAACUGGCUCGUGUUUUUCCUACAAUAAACAGUCUCAGAAUUUCCUUCCUAA